Molecule: messenger RNA, 330 nt
Organism: Meleagris gallopavo (turkey)
Lineage: Eukaryota; Metazoa; Chordata; Aves; Galliformes; Phasianidae
Source: RefSeq, a predicted model, not a curated record
GCGAGCGCGGCGGAAGUGACGUAGCGCUCGGCGGAAGUGGCGUAGCGCGCGGCUGCCGGGAUGGCGGCGCCGAAGGUGAAGCAGGACAUGCCGCCGCCGGGCGGCUACGGCCCCAUCGACUACAAGCGGCACCUCCCGCGCCGCGGCUUCUCAGGUUACAGCCUCUUCGCGCUCGGUGUCGGCAGCCUCCUGCUGGGCUACUACACCAUCAUCAAGUGGAACCGGGAGCGCAGGUGCACCGCGGGCCCGUCCCGCUUCCUUCGGGCCUUUCCCGGUCCUCCCCUCGCUCUCACCUCGCGCCCCCUUCCCCUACCCGGGACCAUCACCCCC